AUGAAUGAUUUUGAUACAGCAAAUAUCAAUCGAAAGACUUUUAAGAAGUUAACUGAACAUCCUAAAAUAAAUAGUACGGUUAAAAAGAAGACAGUAAUAUUAAAUAAGAUAAGUCAGAUCCAUUUUGAAUCUAUAGAUGAGAUAAUUUUAUUACUUGAAAAUGAAAACAUGAAACUGUUUGAUUUAGAAAUAAUUGAAAGUAUGAUUACUGCCUGUAGUUGUGAUAAAAUAAGAUUUAAUGACAUUCAUAACUUAACUAAGAUAAUUUAUCUUUAUCAGUUUGAUAGAAUGUUUAUAUAUAAAAUAAACAAGGUACUUAGAGAACGUUGUAAAGAUUCUGCAUGGGUAGUUUGUUUGUUUAUAGAAGUUGUGUUAUUAAAAGAAGGUGAUAUUAGUUCAGUAACUAAGAUUAUUAAAGAUAAUUUAAAAGAAAAAGACAAAAUGUUAAUUGUGAUCAAUUAUUUAGUUUUUAGUGUUAAUCUUGAUAUAAAGUUAAAAGAACAAUUUAGUAAAUUUUUAAAGAAUUAUAAAAAUACUAAAGAAUAUGCAGAUUCAGAUAGCGAAGUAAAUUAUUUUAAUUCAACAUGUAAAUUAUUGAAUUUAGACUUAGAAAUACAAAAGAGACAACUUUUUGUGAAAGUUAUUAAUGUUGUUGAACAUGAAUUUGAUUUUUAUAAGAGAAAUGACAAUCCUAAGGUUAUUGAUGAUACAAAUUUUAGUAAUUUAAGUUUAAAUAAAUUGAAGUCUAAAAUAGGAAAUAAAGAAAAAUGGUCAUCGUUGUACUUAAAAUAUAAAAUUAAUGUAGAUCUUUUAUUUACCGAUAACACACCAUUAGCUCUUUAUCCUUUUAUUGCUAAAAUUGUGUCUGAAUAUGAUCAAGCUAGAUUGAGAAAAUUUAAAGAUAGAUUGAAGACUAAAGAUGUGAAAAUUGAAUUUAUUUGUGAAUUAGUUAAAUUUAAAAUCUCUAAAGAAAUUAAGGUCACAUCAGUUCUUGAGAAAGCUCUAGUUGAAAAAGAUUUUAAAAUGAUUUGUAGAAUUCUAAUGAAUAUUGGAAGAUAUUUAUUAAACUCAGAGAACUCAAAUAAGUUUAUGAUAGAUUAUUUAGAUAGUCUCAAUACUUUGUUAUCAAGUAGUGAGUUGGAUAAUAACACUAAAAUUGAAGUUAAUAAUGCUCUAGGAUACAUUUAUAAUCACAAUAUUUACUUCGAUUCACAUCAAUAUGUCAAAUACGUAAUUAACAACACACGAUUACUUAAUCAAAUUAAAGAUCAUAAAUUAGCAUUAAGAAUACUUCUACUUAAACCAGAAUUAUUUAAUAACACCGAUAUGAUAGUAGAUUUUAUAAUUAAUUAUAAUCAAGACUUAAUAGAGCUUUAUUAUAAAUAUCUUGAUUUUUAUUAUAAAAAAUCACUUAAUCGGUAUUUUAUUUUUAUAGAAAUAAUUACAAAGUUUAUUAAUGUGACUGAUCGAAAUAAAGAUUACUAUUGUCAAAGAUUAUUUGAAAUUGAGGUUAAUUCAAAUAUCAAAGUACAAACAUUAAUUAUUUUAUUUGAGAAUUAUAAAUUAAUAGAUUUAUAUUUAGAAUUUAUUGUUAAAAAUAUUGAUUUAUGUAAUGAUGUUAUAAAAUCAUUAUUUUAUACUUUUUUAAAUACAAUUGAUAGAAAAGUAACUAAUAAAAAGACAGUUAAUAAAACAACAAAAGAAGUAAAAGAAGAAAUUGACUUUGAUGAUGAAUUUAAGUAUUUAGAAGAAUUAUAA
Messenger RNA from Hepatospora eriocheir, 1758 nucleotides. NCBI's taxonomy places the organism in Eukaryota, Fungi, Microsporidia, Hepatosporidae. The record is from the annotation of a GenBank genome assembly.